Fimicolochytrium jonesii is the source of this 1096-nucleotide messenger RNA. RefSeq lists its product as uncharacterized. The record is from RefSeq and is a predicted model, not a curated record. The transcript is spliced from 3 exons. Lineage: Eukaryota; Fungi; Chytridiomycota; Chytridiomycetes; Spizellomycetales; Powellomycetaceae. The coding region runs from base 175 to 828 and encodes 217 amino acids.
CCCUUACUGCCGAGGACCAGGAACUCUCCCGGCUUUUGCAUAUCAUCAAGCCGCUUGUGCAGAAGUAUGGGCCGCAAUGCACGGAAGAAACGGGCUUUCAAUUGGAUGUCAAGGUCUUGCUGAAAGAUGUUCCCUAUGCCUGCCGUGACCUACGAGUUGACAGUUUGAAGCUGCAUGGUACGCCUGUUUGAGGUUUGGCUGCUCUGGAGUGCCCCGAUAAUUCAAUCUUUGAAUGUGAAAAUAGUGGUAUUCCCGAAAAUGGAGCGCCUGGAGGAAGAGGAAGAGGGACACCGCGAAUUUUGUGAGAAGGCCUGUGAGGCCCUUGAGAAGCUCAUCAAGAAGGAACGUAUUCGCAAACUUUACCUCGAAGAAUCAUUUGAAAAUACCAAAAUCCACAACAAGUUCCCAGAAUACAUGGGGAAAGUCUUCACAGCCCUGGCCGGGAAUACGUCCAUCACCGACCUUUCGCUAGUAACGGUAUCCCACUUCCUAUGGCGCGCCACCCAGUCUGACGACUCGGGCAUGGCUUCCCUCAAAGCCGGCCUCAUCAAAAACAACUCGGUGAGAAGACUCCGCCUCGGAACCAAAGGCGCCUUCCGAGGCACCGAUUUGGCACACCUCGGCGACCUCCUCGAGGAAAAGCGAACCAGCACAAAACUUGAAAUGCUCACUCUCGAGGCCGCCAAGUACCCCGGGUACAGGACCCACCACAUCGAAACCCUCGCCGAGGGGAUCCGGUCCAGCGCCCUCGAAUGCCUCGACAUCCAGAUUCCCAUCGGCCCCGAAUUCCAACACCCCCCCUCAUCAAAGCCUUUCACCAGUCCUUAACCUCAACCCGUCUCGUUCACCUCACCAUCAAAGGCCAAUCGGGCGUCGACUUGUACAUCAAAGACCUUCAGAGCUCGGACUCAAAAACCGACCCACACCAGUUCUACCACACGUCGAUGUCUGACCAGCUGAAGCAUGUGAGACCGGAUCAGACGAACCGCUGGUGCUUGAAUACGACGAUGCCGGAUAUGGCGUUUUUCAUUAGGGAUGCGUUUUAUGUGAGACAUGGGCGGGAGAAUUCGGAUUGCAAAUUUUGUAAGAGGACGGG